Molecule: messenger RNA, 5077 nt
Organism: Toxorhynchites rutilus septentrionalis
Lineage: Eukaryota; Metazoa; Arthropoda; Insecta; Diptera; Culicidae
Exons: 16
Coding region: 372-4382 (1336 amino acids)
Molecular function (GO): ATP hydrolysis activity; protein binding
Source: RefSeq, a predicted model, not a curated record
AGCAACUCGUUCUUUCAGGCUGCAACCGUAGCGGUGUGAACAUCGAUUAAGCGCCGUUAUCGGUCCACCUUGUGGCCCGUGAGCUUGUCCAGCAACAAUGGACCACAGCGGCACCGUACCAUAUUCCUGAUCAAGUGGCCUAAUGGCAUCUUUUGCAAUCGCAGAAAAAAACAGUGUGGUGAAAAUGGAUAAAGUGAAAUGAACAACAAACAGAAACAUCUACAACAUAAAACAUAAGUGAAAAACAACAGCAAUGAUAGUGAUAAAAGUGAAAAUAAAAAUGUGUAGCUACCGAUCAUAAACGUGAGGAGGAGAGAAAAAAACAGCAGGAUUUCAAGUGUCAGAAGUGGAGCAGAAACAAUCGGUGCAAAAUGGGGAACCUCUGCGCCCUGUCGAAAAAGGACAAGGACAAUGUUUCGACAAAAUCGGAAUCGCCAUCGUAUCAAUUGGCGGAUAAGAGUAAAGCCAAAGCCAACGAUUCAAAGGGAGCGCCCUUAGCGGCGCCAGAAGUUACGUCAGAUGGAUCGGGCACAGGACCGGUAUCGAACAACUCAACCACCAGUGGCACUGCUGAGACCGCCAAGCCGCAACAGAAGAUGCUGCAAAACAUCCAGUCUAUCACACUAUCAGAUUCUACUUCCAACAGCCCUAUGGCCGCAUCGCCUCCAUGUGACAUCCCGCCCUUUUAUCAACAUCUGCCACCUACCUUGACACCAUUGUACGGAAAGCCAAGCAACAGCCGGCGCACGGAUAAAUAUAAAAAAAUUGUCCUAUACAUAUUGGCAGCGGACGAUGGGCAUCAGGCGGAGAAGAACGUUCUGCGGGAUGUGUACAAGGGUUUGAACCAGAGAUGCCAAAGCCGCGGGUUCGAGUUGCACGUGUCCGACCUGCAUGUUAUGCAGACGAAGGGCAGCAGCUUGAACGUAACCACGUGGACCAGUGGGCCGCUAGAGGCCCAAGGUGGCCACCAGCUGGCGGCAAACUGUUUAGCGGAAAUUACGCGCCAAUCGUGCGACUCGUAUCUGAUACCUGUGUUGUUUUUGAGCAACACCAUCGGAGAUCCGCUGCUUCCGCUGACGAUCGAAAGUCAGGACUUUGCAGCUGUGCAGCAGAUGGCCGAGAAGAAUCCACAGGAUCGCGCCAUUCUGGAUAAGUGGUAUACUUUGGAUGACAAAUCGCAGCCGCCGUGCUACCGGUUGAAUGCCAAAAAUAACUCUAAUCUCACGGCGGAAGAGUCGGAAAAAGAGCUGUCAAUGCUUCUGAACAUCUUGGUAGAUCUUUUCUCCAGAGAGCUGAGAGACUCGUAUUUAACAACAGUUGUGGAACAGGAAAUCAACAACACUGUGCUUAUCAGUCAGGAGCUUUCCAAACGAUGUGUUUGGAUCCAGAAUUGUGUCGCUCCGCCAAAAGCGACAGAAAAUUCAUCAUCGUUAGAAGUGGAAAUGAUCCGAAGAUUGAACAAUAUUCAAAACGAUUUGAAGUUUCAUCUCGUGGACAAGCACAUAUUCCGCAUCCCGCCAACCCUCACCCAACAACAGGAACAAUUCGCUGCUAUGCUGGACAACUGCCUUGGCACUCUGAUAGAUGGUGUAAUUGAAGAGCACGCGAAGAAAUAUUCGAUCCCGCUGUGCACUUUCGGCGCUGAUCGGAGGCUCCUGGGCGAAAUCGAGGAAGUGAAUCGUCAUUCGCGGAUCCUGAACGUAAACUGUGCCACCUUCUCCGUCACCGAUCGGGUGAAAUCCUAUCUUACCAGCAACAGUCAGAAACCGCUGGUAAUCUACGGGAAAACUGGCGCCGGAAAGAGCGUUCUGAUGGCAAAAAUCUCGCAGAAUAUUCACACUUGGUUGCCUGAAUGCUAUCUUGUGUUGAGGUACGUAAACUUAACAACCAUGACCUCCGACGUAACUUCGCUUCUAGGAUCCAUCACGGAACAGGUAUCAGUACUCGUGAAAGGAGCCCCACCUAGAUGUGCCCAUACAAUUGCAUCGUAUUCGGAAACACUGAAACAAACCAUCGAGAACACCAAGCAGCGAAUCGUUAUCUUGAUUGACUCGGUUGAUAGUUUGCGGGAUGUGGACGAUUUAAAGUGGUUACCACUGGAGCUUCUGGAAAAUGUGAAAUUGGUUCUAACAGUAUCAUCUAGCAGCACGUGCCAAGAUUUCAGUCAACUAGGUGCCGAGGAAACGGCUCUGAAAGGCUUGAAGGAAAAGAUUGGUGACGCCGACAGUUUCCUAUAUCUGACACCCUUCACACAGGCGCAAUGGGAAGAUGUUCUGUGCUUUGGUGGUGGUGACAUUUACUCGGCAAACGGCGCUCUACAGCUUCCUGAAAGUUGGAAAAAGUCUAAGGAGAAUGAAAAAAUCUCCGUUCAGGCAAAGAUCUUGUGGUGGCUUGCGUGGCUUGGAAUGACUGAUCUAACGAACACCUCAGUGACCCAUAUUAGCGAAAAGGUGUUCGUGAUUCUCGAGGAACGGUUUACUAGGGACAUUACAAGCCUCGUCGUUGCAUCACUGCUUGCUGCUCGGGAAGGAUUGCUGGAAACUGAAAUUAUUACGCUUAUUAGAAAUGCGAAUUUAGUUAAGGGAUCCACAACCAAAUUUUGGGCACAUUUCUGCUGGAACAUGGGACCAUUACUUUUGCAUAAUAAGAACAUCAUAAUAGUGGACAGAACACUCAGAGAGGUUGCAAAAAAACGUUAUGAGAAGGAGAUUGAAGAAGCGCACAAAAUUCUUUACAACUAUUUCGAAAAGCAGCCAAACUGCUACGUGGACAAAAAGAACAGGAGCUGUUUUAACGACCGAAAACUAGUUGAACUCCCAUACCAUAAAUAUAAAAUGGAUGCUGACGAAAAGAAGUUCGCGAGCUCCAGGUACCUGACCGAUCUGACAUGGAUGCAAGAGAAACUACACGCCACCGGUUGUGUUCAUAUGUUAAAUGACGUUUGUCUAGUAAAUUUAGCCGACAGUAAUAGUGAACCAGCGUUCGACCAUCUGGUGUUGCUAAAGGAGUUCUUCGAGACCUAUUUCAGGGCGUUGAAUUAUGGUGCUCAACAGCUGUACUCUUUGCUCUACGAGUUCAUCGGCGAGAAAACAAGAAGUGAAGGAUCAACAUUGGUGAAAAAUGAAACACUGCGAAAGUGGAAAGAGUGCAUCGAUUCUGGCACAGUACCUUUUCUACGGAACGUGGAACUCAGCGAGGCCACACUGACGAAGGGAAACGAAGAAAAGACAGACACGGAGUCGAAAAAGUCUGUCGAGGGUUACGAUCUGAUAAUGAACUUGAGUACGGAAGGGUACUUUGUCAUCUCAUUAAGUACAUCACGGGAAGAGAUUUGCGUCUGGGACGUGUCCAGAUGCUGCAAAGUGCGCACCUUAACAGGAGUACCUCAGCCGACCGCAAUCUGCCCUGUGGGAGACUACGGGGUGGCAGUGUUGUGCAGACGGGAGAUCAGAAUCGUCGAUCUGGACGAGGGAAAGUUUAAGGUCACUCUCAAAGGAGUAAUGAACCAGAAGAUGCCAUACUUUGGUUUGCACGAUCCGUCCCACCUUGUGUGUCUGUCCCGGAAUCGGAUGUACGUCAAUUUGAUGAAUAUCGAUUCGGGUGACUGUGUCACUACGUUCAAGGCCGGGGAGGAUAGGUUCCUGAAUUCGCUGCUAGUUUCAGGGGACGGAAGGAUUCUGGUCUGCGGCGAUGAGACCCAGAAACCAUUCCCGCUCCUCGUUUGGCACUUGUCGCAGAAAAAGUUAAUGUAUGAUCUGAGAAUACCGCACCAUGAUUUCAUAACGUCACUUUCUGCGAUUACACACGAGGGAUCCUACGUGUGUGUUGUUGCCAAAGAACUAGCCGAACCCAAUCCGAAUUUCAUCGUAGUGUAUGACUUACAAAGUGGGACUUUGUUCAAGAAGUGGAAACCACCGUGCAAUACGGUAUCAUUAGCCAUCUCCCAAACGAACACGUGUGUUAUCGCCGGAUUGGAGGACGCAUGCAUCGCGAUAUGGGACUUGGUCACAGAUUUGAAUUCAUCAACAGGAAACUGCCGCUGUAUGCUCACGGGCCACAAUGCACCUGUGACGCUAUUGAAGCUAGAUCCGUCCGGAAAGAUAUUGCUUUCUGGAGACAGAGAAGGUCGAGACUUAUCAGUUCGACUUUGGGAGCUAGACAGCGGUAAAUUGUUGGCGGUGUAUACACCACCCGAGAAAAUUACCGCAUGCGAGAUACUGAAUGGUGGACAAUAUCUCGCUGUAGCGUUAGAGAAUAGAGCUAAUAUUAUUACUUUAAGCCUAUCAGGAGUACAGAACGUACAAGAUCCCGGGACAAAUGCGGAAGCAGUUAGCUACGGAAAGGUAGAAAACUGUGGAAUGGUCUUCGACCUAAAGCAGUGAACGGCGUAUCAUUAGAACUAUAACAUUUCUUUUACAUCUAAAAUCAAAUCCUAAUUCUAGAAUUGGUGGAAACAGUUGCUCGAUGAUGCAAUUGUUCCCGAUUUGCUUAACGCUAUCUACAUCAUUUAUCAUACAUCGAUUUCACGACAAGUGAAGUUUGAUUGACAACUAAUUAAUAAUUUUUAAAACAUAAGGCAAGGUUGAAUUGCUUAAUUCAGCGUAUCGACUGUUUUCGGUCGAUUUUUUUGGCAAAUCAUCCUAAAUUAUUAAUUCAUAACAUUUCAAUAUUACACCAUAAAUAAUCAUACAUCAUAUAUCAUGAAUCGAUUUCACGAAGGACAACAAGGACGUGUGUCGAUUCGAGCCAGAUUAGUAAUUUCCAUUGGAUAGGGCAAGAUUGAAUUUUUGUUUUCAACUUAGCUUAUUGACCGUUGUUGGUUGAUAUCAUGGAUUAUUAAUUUAUAACCAUUCUCAUUCAUUUUAUAGUUGUAUACGACUAGCUUGUAGCAGUAGACUAGAAUUUCAUUAGGAUUAGAGGAGCGACUUAUUUAUCUGUCCUCUACAGUGCAUGUGUAGAGGCGAUGCAAGUGUAACGCCCGUCUAACAUUAGUAGUAUGUUUGCAUUGCUUUCGGUUUUGUAUUGGAACAUUUGUUUCCGUUCGAGGUAAUAUAUAUUAGUUGUGUGGUGUGAACAA